This is a messenger RNA of Daphnia magna, 1413 nucleotides long. RefSeq lists its product as uncharacterized. Bases 60 to 1229 code for a protein of 389 amino acids. The record is from RefSeq and is a predicted model, not a curated record. The transcript has a single exon. Lineage: Eukaryota; Metazoa; Arthropoda; Branchiopoda; Diplostraca; Daphniidae.
ACUUUUGGGAAUCCGCGUUUCGUUUACGUAACAAAGAGUUGCACAAGGACGACUUAGAAAUGCUGCAUUCUGAUGAUGAAUUACUUCAUGUUCGGGGUGUUAAAAAAAACAGCGUCUUAAACGAACUAAAAUUUUUCCAUACGUCAACAAAUCGUACCGCUGACAUCAUGCACUUAUUGCCUGAGGGAAUCUUACCUCUUGUAUCUGGGAAUAUUUUACAUGAAUUUAUUACUAUCCGGAAAGUUAUGUCACUGACUGAUUUAAAUAGAAAAAUUCGAUGGGUUUUUGCUUGCCUCAAAGUAGACAAAGGUAAUACGCCCCCUGAACUGAACAGCCUCAAGCCACCGGGGAAAGGGUUAUCACCUAAACUUACUGCUAAUGAAAUGCUUUGUCUUUUUAGGUAUUUACCUGUUAUCCUUGGGCCAUUUAUCCCUACGGGCGACAAGUUUUGGGCUUUGUUUGUUCAGUUGCAAAUGCUUGUAGACAUCGCAUAUGCUCCUAAACUUACAGACGUGAUAUUAGAUUACUUUGAAGAGUUUUAUGAAGAUCACAUGUUGUUGUAUAAAGAACUUUAUCCUGAAAUCGCGGUUAAACCCAAGCAGCACUUUUUGAUCCAUUUUAAAACAAUUGUUAAAGAAAAUGGACCUACCCGUAACCUUUCUUGUUUGAAAUAUGAACUACGAAACGGAUUUUUUAAACGUUUGAGCCAUGUCGUUUGUAAUUUCAAAAAUAUUAGCAAAACCUUGACCACUCGAAAUCAAUAUACAACCCUUGCUCACUCUAUUAUAGGAGAUAUCUUACGCGAUGAGAUUAUUUUCUCAGGUCAACAAAAAACAUGCGUUUUACAGUCAAUUGAAUCCUCAGAAAUCGUAGCCCAAAAACUUAACAUAUCAUUAACCACGACUGUUGACAUUGUAAAACACGUUGAUUAUUAUGGCGUAACUUAUUCAGUAGGAAAUAUAGUCGUUAUUAGUAAAGAAAAUUUUGAAUUAAAAUUUGGUGAAGUACAGUCUAUUAUUCGAGAAAAGAAGCAAUGCGUUAUAUUGGUCCAAAAAUUUGAAACUGUUGGUUUUAAUUCACACCUGCACGUAUUUAAGGUAAAAAGACCAACAACUACUGAACUUAUUUGCAUUGAUUUCACUGAACUUUUUGAUUACCAUCCUUUGGACCUCUAUUAUAGUAUAUCUGACGAUAAUUACUACGUCAGAUUGAAAUAUCACCUCUUUUAAAAACAACCGUAUGAAAAAUAAUUUAAAUCCAUUUUAUGACUCACAUUAAUUUUAAUAUACUCCAUUAAACACGUUUAGUUCAUUUUACUGUCGUAAGAGUCAAUAGCAAAAUUACUCCUUUCGAGUAAACGUUGCCAUAUAGAAAACAUUAUUUUAGAUAAAGCUCUUUUUUGGUGGGGGUUGG